Molecule: messenger RNA, 1194 nt
Organism: Fusarium odoratissimum NRRL 54006
Lineage: Eukaryota; Fungi; Ascomycota; Sordariomycetes; Hypocreales; Nectriaceae
Exons: 2
Coding region: 180-338 (52 amino acids)
Source: RefSeq, a predicted model, not a curated record
GAGAGAAAUGUCAACAAGAAGGGUAUCGAGAAAAGCAUGCUGGACAUCUUGUGCCUGACAAGUGAAGCUCGCUUUCCCAUCAGCCGUCUCGUCACGCUGUGGCGAAGCGAGCGGUGGAGACCUCGGGUUACCCGCUGGUGUCGAACCUCCCUGGGGAGAACCACAUUUAACAUUUCAAAAUGGUAUCAGAUCGCAGGGUACAGACUGGACGAUUAUUGGUUCGAUGCGUUCUACCAGGUACUCGAAACUCUGAGGGCACUUCCUACCUCCACCUCCGAGUCCAUUCAAAUUUCCGAUUGGAAUGUGCUAGCCGGCAGCCUCAAAAGCGACACCUAUGAUGCUGCUGAUGUUCACCAGGUCUUUUAUCCCAAGGGAGGCGGCAACAGUAACGACGACAGCAAGUCCAGCCCAUCGGCCCCUUCCACCAUCAAACCGGUCCAAAAGACAGCUCGGCGAAGUGGAUUUCUAAGCUCGCUCGACAAGGAAGCCUAUGACGGUCUUUGCCGCCAUCUUCAACAGAACCUCACUCUUCGGUUUCCGGAUGUGCAGCCCUUGUUGAAGAUCAAGAAGGAGGAAGGCGAGGUCAUGGCACAGGUCAUCGACCAUGUAGUACGUUGGGUAAACACUCAACCCGCAGAUAUUGUCGAUACUCACGAGAACAAUAAGCCCUUACGACGACAGGACUUGAUACCUGCGAUCGAAGGUCUUAUGGUAACUACUCACGGGGAUGAUUGGUGGGCUCGGCGGAGGGAAGACGGCGAUGUCGAUGGCGCCGACGAUAUGGCAUCCUGGCUCGACCUGCGCUCACGAACGCUGGAAAGGCAGGUCCUCGACUACGUCCGCAGCCAUAUGACCGAGUUCAGGGAUCCCUCGACGAAACACUAUCUCGACUUGAUGCCAGAAGAACAUGAUGAGCACUAUGCAGAACGCUUCAGUACCGGCGACCUCUGGACAGGCCUAUUUCACAUAGUCCAACACGCCCUUGGUCCUGCAUUUCGUCCGGUGUGGGAGAAUUCGAUCUCCGAACGCGUCGGCGCAGAUAACGCGAUUCAUCAACCGCGGUCCGAGAUGCGCCACAGACCACCGGCCUCAGCCAUCACACGAGCUAUCUGUAGUCAGCUGGGGAAUAUUCCCGAAGUGAAGGAGAAUCCUGCACUGAGAGGCGUGUAUGCCUCGAACGAACUUGGUGCCUAC